Anneissia japonica is the source of this 1320-nucleotide messenger RNA. RefSeq names its product apoptosis regulator BAX-like. Gene Ontology annotation, biological process: extrinsic apoptotic signaling pathway in absence of ligand; regulation of apoptotic process; intrinsic apoptotic signaling pathway in response to DNA damage. Bases 338 to 922 code for a protein of 194 amino acids. Gene Ontology annotation, molecular function: protein homodimerization activity; protein heterodimerization activity. The transcript is spliced from 2 exons. Lineage: Eukaryota; Metazoa; Echinodermata; Crinoidea; Comatulida; Comatulidae. The record is from RefSeq and is a predicted model, not a curated record. Gene Ontology annotation, cellular component: mitochondrial outer membrane.
UCGUGAUAUGUAUGGGUCCGUGAUGUCUGAGUGACGUUUGUUUAUUCUUUGUUUAAAGCGGGGUUGUAUGUUUUAAUAACAGUACAUGUAAAAUAAUAUAUUUAAAAUAAUGGUAGUAAUAAAAUUUUAUAAUGAUGAAAAUAAAAAAAAAUAUUCAUAAAUAAUUAGAAUUAUAAUAAUACUUGGAUUAACGUGUGUUUGUUGAUGGUAGUGUUGGAUCUAUAAAAUAGGGACACAUGGGAAUACCUUGAUAUCUUUCCAUUACAACAAAAAGAAACUAUUAUAUGUUCGUGUUACUCUACGUCAGGUGCGUUUUUAUCUGUAUUAUUUUUGAAACAUGUCUGGAAAAACCGAAUCUACUGCUACUACCAACUCUGAGGUUAUUCGAGGAAAAAAUAUAAACAUGGAAACUGAAAGAAUUGCACGAGAAAUCAAUUCAGCGUUUGUAGAAUAUAAACUAGGCAAUAAUAUGGAAUAUAGAAGAGAUAUGAACUGUAAUUUUUUCAACUAUUGCGAAAAGAUGUAUAAUGCAUGCGAUGAACAUUUGACAAUAGAAGUAUCGCUUGAUUCAAAUGAAAAUAUUAAGACGUUUUUAAAAGACGUUUUAACAGAAAUGUUUAGUGAUAAUAUCAUAAACUGGGGCCGUAUAAUUAUGGUGUUUGUGAUUGGAGCGAAAUUAGCUGUGUUAUGUAAAGAUAAAAACAGAACUGAUUUGAUUGAUCAAGUAAUACAGAGUGUAGACAAAUUCCUGAAGACGGAAUUUUUGGAAUGGAUUAAUUUGAAAGGAGGAUGGAAAAAUUUCGAUCAAUCGUAUACUGAACACAAUAGGAUUACAGAGACUCCUCUAAUCAACGUUUCGCUGGGGAUAGCGUCAAGUCUUGUAGCAACUCUUUUUCUAUUCAAAACAUUUUGCCAAGGAUGACAUGUAUAAAGUAUGUUUCGCCUAUCUAAGUAGUUCUGAAAAGAACUGUUGUUGUUGAGAAUGUCUCAACGUUAAAUAAUAGUGAUAAUAACUUACAUGAUCUCACGAGUGUUCCAAAAAUGAUAAAGUGGACUGAUAAGUUGACUGAUAACGCAUAGCGGGUUUUUUAAACUGAUGACGCAUAGCGAGGUUUUCUAUUGACAGGCUCAGUCACGUUGAAGUCUAACGAAUAAUGACGUAUAAUGAAAAGAUCGAAACAUGCGCUGGUACGUAUGACGCUUGAUUAAAAUCAACCAUUGAGCGAAGCGCAUUAAGAUUUCGUCUGAUGAGUAACGAAAAAGGCGAUAGAUAUGCGGGCACAUGAUGUCAUGAGUGAAAUUAACCAAUGAACGAUAUGU